AUGGCCGGGCUCGUCCACGGCCAACCGGGCGCCGAUCAGAAGACAUUCAGUCUCAAAGACCUCCCAAAGUCCAACACCUUCACCUCCAAACUCCCGCCUGACGAGCAAUACCCCACCCCCGCCGAAUCACACAAAGCCGAGCGCAAGCAGCUCGGCCCUCGAUUGGUGAAGAAUGCGGCGUAUACUUUCGUUCGGCCGGAUCACAUCGAGAACCCGGAACUGCUCGCAGUUUCCAAGGCGGCGCUGAAGGAUCUCGCUAUCGAUCCUGCGACUGUGGACACGGACGAGUUCAAAGAGACGGUCGCUGGAAAUAGGAUCAUCACUCUUGAGGAAGGGAAGGAGCCUGAGGAGAAAAGCAUUUACCCUUGGGCACAGUGCUAUGGUGGAUUCCAGUUCGGACAAUGGGCUGGCCAGCUAGGCGACGGACGGGCGAUCAGUCUGUUUGAGACGACGAACCCGGCGACGGGGAAGAGAUAUGAGUUACAGCUGAAGGGCGCGGGCAAGACACCGUACUCUCGCUUCGCCGACGGCAAAGCGGUGCUGAGGAGCAGUCUGCGAGAGUUCGUGGUCUCCGAGUCACUGCACGCCCUUGGCAUUCCGACCACCCGCGCGCUGAGUCUGGUCCUUGCGCCUGAGGCGAGAGUGCGGCGCGAGAUGACUGAGCCGGGGGCUAUCGUCUGUCGGUUCGCGGAGAGCUGGCUGCGCAUCGGAACUUUCGAUCUUGCGCGGUCGAGAGGGGAUCGAGAGUUGAUUCGCAAACUGGCCGACUAUCUCGGGGAGGAUGUCAUUCCAUGGGAAACAUUACCCGGAAAACUGGCAUCGGAUGAGGAGAAGGAUGUCGUGCACCCCAGCCGUGGUGUUGCGAAAGACGAAUUGCAAGGCACCUCAGACAAGCCCGAGGAGCAGGAGAACCGCUACUCUCGCCUCUACCGGGAAAUCGUACGCAGAAACGCAAAGAGCGUGGCUGCUUGGCAGGCAUAUGCAUUUACGAACGGCGUGCUGAACACCGACAACACGUCCAUUUUCGGGCUGUCAAUCGAUUACGGCCCAUUUGCGUUCCUUGACAACUUCGAUCCCAGUUACAGCCCGAACCACGACGACCACAUGCUGCGAUACGCCUACAAGAACCAGCCCCAAAUCAUCUGGUGGAAUCUCACUCGUCUGGGCGAGUCUUUCGGCGAGUUGAUUGGUGCUGGUGACAAGGUGGACACCGACCAAUUCAAGAAUGAGGGUGUCGCAGAAGAGUGGAUCCAGGACGUCGUCAAGCGAGGUCAACAUAUCAUUCAAGCUGUGGGCGAAGAGUAUCAGAAGGUCUUUUUGGCGGAGUACAAGCGUCUGAUGGUCGCAAGACUAGGCUUGAAGGCUGUCAAAGAGAGCGAUCUGGACGAUCUUAUUUCUGAAUAUCUCGGAUUCCUCGAGGGCCUGGAGUUGGACUUCAACCAUACCUUCCGACGCUUGUCAUCGGUCUCGCUGGAAGAUAUUGACACGGACGAGAAGAGGAAGGAAGUCGCAGGUCGCUUCUUCCAUCAAGAAGGACUGUCUGGCCUCGUAGGGUCGGAAGACGAUGCCAGAGAGCGCAUUGCCAAGUGGCUCGUGAAAUGGGCCGAUCGCGUCAAGGAGGACUGGGGCGAGUCUGCGAAUGAAGAGCGCUCCAAGGCGAUGAAGGCGGUCAACCCCAAGUUCAUCCCGCGCAGCUGGAUUCUCGACGAGGCAAUUGAGCGAGUGGAGAAGAAGGGUGAUCGGCAGAUCUUGGGGCACCUUAUGGAGAUGGCGCUGAAUCCAUUCAACGAAGAAUGGGAUGGCGACAAAGAGGAAGCAGAGCGCUUCUGCGGCGAUGUGCCAAAGUACCAAAGGGCUAUGCAGUGUUCUUGCAGUUCAUAA
This is a messenger RNA of Neohortaea acidophila, 1881 nucleotides long. RefSeq lists its product as uncharacterized. The record is from RefSeq and is a predicted model, not a curated record. The coding region runs from base 1 to 1881 and encodes 626 amino acids. The transcript has a single exon. Lineage: Eukaryota; Fungi; Ascomycota; Dothideomycetes; Mycosphaerellales; Teratosphaeriaceae.